GAAGUACACAACCAUUUAUUGAAACUUAAUCGAUAUGACGACACAUACUUUAUAAAUGAAGGCUGCAGUGUUUUGAACCGCCAGUUGCAAUCUAUACACCUGCGAGACGUUCGGCUACAGUGGGAGCCAACGUAGGCGUGGAAGUCAUCUAAAUAUUGUAUAAACACUGUUGUUGUAUUAUACUUGUGUCGUAAGUGUUUCGAGUGAGUGUCAUCGAUUACAUAAAAUGCCUUGUCCUUUCUUAGGAUCAAUGAAUCAAGCCUUCGUGCGAAAUUACGGCAGCGUACUGGUGAAACAGUAUGGGAAUUUCUGCCCUAUAUUUUCACGAGGUUUUCGCACGCUCGGGGUUGAUGAAACAAAAUGCCCUUUCAUUCAGAAGAACUCGAUCAUCUCCGAGGCACCGAAGGAGAUGACCGAAGACAUCGUGGAGAGCGUGAACACUUACAAAUAUGAUAAAUUCUUCAGUGAACAAAUUAAUGCGAAGAAGAAGGAUUACUCCUACCGUAUAUUCAGAAAGGUGUCUCGCUUGGCGGCCGACGGCUUGUAUCCGCAAGCUUUAGAAGGAGCCGAGAACCGCCGUGUGACUGUGUGGUGUGCUAACGAUUACUUGGGAGCUUCGCGCCACCCUGCUGUACAAGAUGCUGCUAUUUCUGCUAUCAAGUCCUAUGGAACGGGUGCAGGUGGUACUCGCAAUAUUGCUGGCAACUCACAAAUGACUGAAAAACUCGAAUCUGAAAUAGCCAAUCUACACAAAAAACCAGCAGCUUUAAUUUUUAGUUCCUGCUUUGUCGCUAAUGAUGCGACUCUCUCUACUUUAGCUAAAAUAUUACCUGGUUGCAUCAUUUACUCUGAUGCUGGCAACCAUGCCUCGAUGAUACAAGGAAUAAGAAACAGCCGGGCACCUAAACAUAUAUUUAGACACAAUGACCCGAGUCACCUAAGAGAAUUAUUAUCUUCAUCACCAGCCGGUGUGCCAAAACUAGUCGUUUUUGAGACUGUCCACUCUAUGAGUGGAGCUAUUUGUCCCCUAGAAGAAAUGUGUAACAUAGCUCAUAAAUACGGAGCUCUGACUUUCGUAGAUGAAGUCCAUGCUGUUGGCUUAUAUGGAAAACACGGUGCCGGGAUAGGUGAAGAGAGAGGCGUCGAAAACCUCAUCGAUAUUGUCUCUGGUACACUGGGUAAAGCCUAUGGAAACGUCGGAGGCUACAUAGCUGGAUCGUCUCUACUGGUAGAUACUGUGAGAUCGCUGGCUCCAGGGUUCAUAUUCACGACGGCACUCCCACCGCCCGUGCUGGCUGGCUCUCUGGCGGCUAUAAGGCUGCUGGCGAGCGAGGAGGGCAGAAACAUGAGAGCCAAGCACCAGGCUAUCGUCCGCUACUUGAAGCUCUCGCUGCUGGUGGCCGGACUGCCGCAGAUGCCGUCCGUGAGCCACAUAGUCCCCGUGCCGAUAACGGGAGCGGAUAAGGUGGCUCUCGUGGCCGAGUCCCUGAUGAAGCGCGGCCACUACGUGCAAGCCAUCAACUACCCGACGGUGGCCCGCGGCGAGGAGCGCCUGCGGUUCGCGCCGGGUCCGCACCACACGCCGGAAAUGAUCGACAGCCUCAUUACUGCCCUCAUCGAAUCAUUCCACGAAAACAAUAUAAACUUUAACCAGUUCAUGGUGAACGGCGCCUGUCGCGAGUGCAGUAUGGAGUACAAGGUCGACAUCGCCUACGAGGAGCCCUUCAAGUAUCCCAUAGCCGCGUAAACGCAUAAAAUAGAUGAAUACUUAUACCUAAUCGAGCAGACAGCUGACAUAAUUUAAAAAAAAAGGAAUGUUAAAAUAUUGCAAAGUUUAUUUGAGUCGUUAUUUAUGGUUUGUGGUUUAAAGGUAGGGGUUAUUAAAACAAUCAUAUCGUA
Vanessa atalanta (red admiral) is the source of this 1899-nucleotide messenger RNA. It is a transcript of the gene Alas, whose product is annotated as 5-aminolevulinate synthase, nonspecific, mitochondrial. The transcript has a single exon. Gene Ontology annotation, biological process: erythrocyte development; hemoglobin biosynthetic process; heme biosynthetic process. NCBI's taxonomy places the organism in Eukaryota, Metazoa, Arthropoda, Insecta, Lepidoptera, Nymphalidae. Gene Ontology annotation, cellular component: mitochondrion. The coding region runs from base 227 to 1747 and encodes 506 amino acids. The record is from RefSeq and is a predicted model, not a curated record. Gene Ontology annotation, molecular function: 5-aminolevulinate synthase activity; pyridoxal phosphate binding.